Beta vulgaris subsp. vulgaris (sugar beet) is the source of this 2704-nucleotide messenger RNA. RefSeq names its product zinc-finger homeodomain protein 6. The coding region runs from base 1112 to 2185 and encodes 357 amino acids. Gene Ontology annotation, cellular component: nucleus. The record is from RefSeq and is a predicted model, not a curated record. The transcript is spliced from 3 exons. Gene Ontology annotation, biological process: regulation of DNA-templated transcription; regulation of developmental process. Gene Ontology annotation, molecular function: transcription cis-regulatory region binding; DNA-binding transcription factor activity. Lineage: Eukaryota; Viridiplantae; Streptophyta; Magnoliopsida; Caryophyllales; Amaranthaceae.
AAUGAAGGAAGACAACAGACAGCUGAGAGUGAGUGAGAGACCCUUCACAAAGAAGAAGAGAGAGAAUCUGACAAUCUGCUGUGAAUAUGUGUGGACCAACCAAUAUCCCUCUUUCUCUUCACCUUUUAAUUCAACCAUUCUCCCCAUAAAUCAACUAUCUACUUCCAUCUUUUUCUCUCUCUUAACUUCUAAUCUCUCAUUAGCUCAGUUAAUCACAUGAUUAAUUCUGACUAUUCAUAUAAGUAAGUAGUAUCGAUACAUUCUAAGAACAAACCAAAAAUCGAUAAGAAAUCAAAUACAAACACGACCCAUUUACCUAACGUGUCAAUUCUCGCCUCUAAGUAAAGGUCUUGUCUUGUACCAUCGAAUAUAUCGUCUCUUCUUUCAUUUUGAAGCAAUCAUUCUCUUCUUUCCUUUUUGCUCUAUGUUGGUAAAAUUGUGGAAAAAAAAAAAAGGGUUUUCACAUAAAAUUACCAACUAUUAUACAAAUAACAAAAAAAGAAGUGUUUGAGUUUGGGGAGAAAAAAAGUGUAUUUGUGGGAGCAAUAAUUAGAAAAUAGGACCAUACUGCAGGCCAUGGGGGAAGAAGAACAUGCUACUGUCGGUUGUUCUGUAAUACACCUUCAUCUUGUACUAGUGCUCCCCUCCCUCCAUCCCUAUUAUUCUUUCUUACAAUCAAAUCUUAAUUAGCUUUGUUUAGUACUAAUAAUCAACUUUUUUUUUUUUGAGAAAUUAUGAAAAAUUAGCUUAGAAACACCAUUAAUUUUUCUCUCCUUAAUAUCUUGUUUUGUUUUUGGAGUUUAUAAGUUAUCCCCAUCAAAUCUAGUCCUAACCCACUAACCAAUACCCUUUGAAAUUAGCUAGGAGAUAUAGGUUAGUGGAUUAAGCACCCACAUAUAUGUCAAAAUCAUUUUUGUUUCAUCAUAUAUAGUUCAUAAUUAAUGGCUAGAUAUACCCCAAAAAUAGCAUUUUCACCAUUAAGUCUCUCUUAAUUAUUGUUGUUUGUUUUAUUGUAUGAAAACUAGAUUCAACCCAUUAAAUCUUUUCUUUUAAGGUAGCAUUUUUAGACACAUUUUCUUAAGAGUCAAUUUAGUAUUAGAUUUGUGUUUGAAUGGAAGUAAAACACCCAAAUAAAGAGAUCCCAAUUCAUUUCAAUUCUUUCAUCUCCAAUAAUCCUUCAUCCUCACCACUAUCACCAGCUCAAGAAGAAGAAAAAAUUCCAACUCUAACUCCAACUCCAACCCUAGAUUCCUCUCAUCAACAAAUAUACCAGUUAAAGGGCAUGAUCCGAUACCGAGAGUGCCAGAAGAACCACGCGGCUCAUCUAGGAAGCCGCGUGGUUGAUGGGUGCGGGGAGUUUAUGCCCUCGGGCGAGGAGGGAACCCCCCUCGCCCUCAAGUGUGCGGCAUGCGAUUGUCAUCGCAAUUUCCACAGACGAGAGGUGGAAGGCGAGACAACAACUACUACUACCACCACCACUACCGGUACCAAUUCAGGUGGCAUACCACUUUUACCACCACCACCUUCUGCAAUGACUACAGCAAACUGCUAUAUUUCAUUCAGCAAAUACAAUAAAAAUCGUACACCAGUUACAACAGCUACAACUACUGCAACCGCUAUGCCCGUGCACUAUCAGCACGGGCAAUACACCCACAACCGAGUGCCAUUAAUGAUGGCAUUCGGGGGUAGUGGAGCAGCUGCAGAAUCCUCCAGCGAUGACCUGAACGGGUAUCGUGCUGGGAAUUCGGAUUACGGAGGGCAGAUCAUAGAUCAAUAUGGACUCUCCAAGAAGAGGUUUAGGACAAAGUUUACUCAAGAUCAAAAAGAUAAGAUGAUGGAAUUUGCGGAGAAGCUUGAGUGGAAGAUUCAGAAGCAAAAUGAUGUAGAAUUGCAGCGUUUUUGCACUGACGUGGGUGUUAAGAGGAAUUCAGCAUUGAUCAGGAGUCAAAAGUUCAUCAAAAGACACAAACUGGCUGGCUUCGCUUCGGUACCGACAUCUCUAUUGCUAAAUUAUCAAAGGUUGCUAUAUAUAUCAAUGACAAUGCGCGCUUAUUGGUGGCCUAUCUUAGCACCAACCUCACCUGCAACAUCGGAGGCUCUCUCUUUGGCUGCCUCAUACAUGACCUUGGCUUCUUCACUCAAACCACUUUUACGCACCAUGUUGUAUGCUUCCUCGACCUUGUGAUUCGCUUCAUCAUACAACUCUUCUCCAUUAUCUUUAACAGAUGCAGUACAUGUAUUCACCUUUUCGGAUGCAUAUUCGUUUCGAUCUGGCGAGAUCAACAUGUUUAGUGAUCAAGAAAAGUGCAGUAUCAUAAUUGAUAACUCCAGUUCAAUAAAGUCACGAGGAGAUCGAAAAGAAAUCCAAUUACCAGAUGCAACAACGUCUUUGGCUUUCUCCAUCAAGUCUUCUACGCCUUCUUGCUUGUGUGCCCACCGUCUGUCAUAGAACAUUGCAGUUCAAGAUUAAGGCUAUUGCUAUCGAGAGAUGUUUCCUUAAAACAAAUAUUUAAUUCCAAACUUGUAUUUUCAUGUGACUAGAACUUGAGCCUGCAUAGAGACGGGGCAAAUAUGGGCAGAAAUAAUGAGGACGUGUAUAAUUGAAACAAGAUGAAUGUAUAACAUUCGUAUUUCCAGCUGGCUAUGGCGACCAUCUUUAAAAGUUGAAACAACUGAUAAAUUUCAUGUUCUCAUUAUUCUUUCC